This is a messenger RNA of Hemiscyllium ocellatum (epaulette shark), 1630 nucleotides long. Its product is annotated as RNA-binding protein FUS-like. Gene Ontology annotation, cellular component: nucleus. The record is from RefSeq and is a predicted model, not a curated record. Gene Ontology annotation, molecular function: transcription coregulator activity; RNA binding. The coding region runs from base 235 to 1506 and encodes 423 amino acids. NCBI's taxonomy places the organism in Eukaryota, Metazoa, Chordata, Chondrichthyes, Orectolobiformes, Hemiscylliidae. Gene Ontology annotation, biological process: regulation of DNA-templated transcription. The transcript is spliced from 16 exons.
CUGAGGGGGAGCGGGGUACUCAGAGCUGAAGGGGUGUUCAGUGUUAUUAACUCCGUGUGAGGCGUCUCCAAUUCCAUGUGACGGAUUGGGGGGUUGGUUUGAUAGGUUGAGCCCCCCUCCCCCCCCCAUUCUUGCUGGAGGUGUUGGUGUGAGCCGAGGCCUCCAUUUGCCGCUGGAUUGGUGUCGGCGGCGGCCGCGGGGGGGAAAGGAAUAACCGCAACUGGAGGUGGCAGCAUGUCCGAUUAUGGAAAUUACAGUCAGCCUGGAGCUCAAGCACAAAGCUAUGGAGCCUAUGGUGCCCAAUCAAGCCAAAGUUAUGGGCAUGCUUCGCAGGGUUAUGGUGGAUAUGAGCAAUCUGGUACUUCUGGAUAUGGACAAAGCCAAAGUGGGUAUGGUUCAAGUUAUGGACAAGGACAAGGACAAGGACAGUCAGGGAUGAACUCAUCUCCGUCGUCAACAGGCUAUCGACAGGGUGGACACAGCUAUGGGAGUGAGAGCUCCCACAAUACUUAUGGACAGCAACCGUCGUAUGGAAAUUACGGGCAGCAUUCAGAUUCCCCUAGCAGCUAUGGCUCAAAGUCUGAGACACAAUAUAGUACCCAGCAAAGCCAAUCAAGUUACAGCCACUCAACUUCGUAUCAUCCACCUCAUGACAAUUAUGGUCAACAGAGCUCAGGAGAUGACUAUGAGCACGAUAGGCCUGGCAGGAGUAAAUUCAGUGAUGACAACCGGAACUUUGGCAGACCGCAGGGUAAUGGAGGUAGAGGUCGUGGAGGAUAUGGUCAUGGUGGCUUUGACUGUGAUGGUAGAGGGGGACGUGGUAGAAUGGGUGGUGGUGAUCGUGGUGGCUUCAAUAAUUUUGGUGGCUCGAGAGAUCGUGGGCAAGGGCCUAAUCCCGCUUCUGACGACAACUCUGAUAACAACACCAUUUUUGUCCAGGGUCUUGGAGAUGAUGUGACAACUGAACAAGUUGCUGAUUUCUUUAAACAGAUCGGUGUGAUUAAGAUAAAUAAGAAAACUGGAAAUGCCAUGAUCAACCUCUAUACUGACAAAGUUACAGGCAAACUAAAAGGUGAAGCAACAGUGUCUUUUGAUGACCCGCCAUCAGCAAAAGCUGCAAUUGAUUGGUUUGAUGGAAAGGAUUUCCAUGGAAACAUAAUAAAAGUUUCCUUCGCGACUAGACGAUCAGAGUUUGUACGAGGUGGUAGAGGUGGUCGUGGAGGUCAGAUGGGCAGAGGUCGUGGCUUUCAAGGUGGUGGUGGUCCAAGAGGUGAAGAUUGGACUUGCCCAAAUCCAUCAUGUGGUAAUGUCAACUUUGCUUGGAGAAAUGAAUGUAACCAGUGCAAAACUCCUAGAUCUGAUGGUGGUGAACAUCAUGGAAGAGGUGGCUUUAGAGGUCGUGGUGGAUUCCGUGGUGGCAGAGGUGGAGAUCGUGGCUUCGGCUCUGGUAAAAUGGGAGGCGGAAGAAGUGAUCACAGAUCAGAUCGACGUGACAGGCCUUACUGAAAGCAUGCUGGGAACAAGAAUUUUUUUUUUGCUUAUAGUGGUGCUUUCACAUUGAUGCAAUGCAAUGUAAUGUACUUUUUCACAGUGUAUUUGAAGACAAAGAUUAAAAUGAAUUUUUAAUAAA